UUUUUAACGUAGCAUAAACGGCAGCAAUCAACUCAGUCAUUCUGGAAUAAGUUUAUUUUCUCAGCCUGGUCUAUUUUUUUAAACUGUUGACUAAUAAUUUAUUUUUUAAUGGAGUUGACCUUCAAGUUUUAAGACAUGUCAGGGAGGCUAUCUAAGUUGGCGAAAAGGCCCAGGAAAACAUACAAGUGCAAGUACCACCCAUGCACUUUUGUUGUGGACGAUCUCGAUGCAAUUGAUUUGCAUGAAAGGAGGCAAUGCAUUUUUCGCCCAACAUCCUUCCCACCCCCUUCGGCGACUUACACUCCCUCAUCGUCAUCAUCCACCUCAGCUACUCAUCAAAUAAGUGACGAUGAGACGGCAUCCUCAUCUUUUGCACUUGUCACUCCUCCCCCCACACCGUCGCCACAAAUAGGAGGCUCGAGCGAUGACUCCUCUAUGGACAGCAUGGGUGAAUGGAGUUUUAUGAACCAGUCUCCACGAACACCACAAGCUAAGAAGGGUUAUGUACAUCCUUGUCCCAAAAAGUGUGGGUAAAUGUUUAAUAGGCAAGCGACUGCUGCCCUUCAUGCUGAGCUUAGUUGUGGUUUAACUUCUACAGAGAAGAAAGCUAAACUAAAAGAAAAAUACGGUGGGGACCCCAAACACGAGUGUGAUAAAUGUGGAAUUGUGUUCCAAAAGCCAAGUGCACUACAAAAGCAUUUCUGUGACACUAGUCGAGAGGAUUUAGAAAAAAUGUUUAAGGACGAUGACAGUCACUGGUGCGAGAAAUGUGGACAAUUUUUUGUCCAGAGUACAGACAAGCCUCGACAUGUUGUCAUCUGCCAGACGACAAAGGAGGAAUUAAGAGAAAUAUUUAAGGGAAAGCCUGACCACUGGUGUUAUCCGUGUGAUAUUGUUUUUGCAUGGAAGCAAGAUGCUGCGUACCACACUCGCAUUUGCGGAAAAACAAAGGAUGAGCUGAGGACGAUAUUCGAAGACAAUCCUGAAAACUGGUGUAGAAAAUGUGAUACCGUCUUUACAAAUACCAGCAAUAGAAACAGCCACGUCGCUAUUUGUGGAAAAUCCGAGGAGGAGAUAAGAACAUUAUUACAAGAUGAUCCUUCUCAUUGGUGCAAAAAAUGCGAUCCACAUGUCUUCUUUAAAUGGACAAAUAGUGCAGAGUUGCAUAUUCUUAAGUUCCACACCAACAUUAACAUAUUCAACUUAACUAAAUCUCAAAUGCAACAGGUGAACCCUCUCAACUAUAAUUAUGAAAGAAAUGAAGGGACACAAGAUCCACUAUUCCCUCAGGAUGAAAAUUUUAGGAACAUCGUUGGACAGAGAUUGAUUUGGGCAAAUACAUUUUCCGAGUACCUACUAUCCAGACAAACUGAUUGUUAUGUGUACCGUGUUGCUGGAUUAGAAGGGGUCAAAUGCCAACCUGAUACCUCUGCAAAGGACUUCAUUGUUGCAAACUUUUCUCAAUUUGGGAUUUAUGUUGGGAUCAACUCCACAAUAACCCAUAACACAAUCAAUGGAUGGCAUAAAAAAUUACCCCACAAAUCAACUCCUGGACAACUUUUUAUCAGAGGCGGAGAUGUAUUUUUCCUUAGUGAGGAAACUUUCUCUGGUCCAGAUGCAUUUAAUGUGGCUAGAGCUAAUGAGGCAUUAGAAAUCAAUUACGGCCUUAUCGGGAUGGAAUUCGCACAACAAGGAGACGAGGUUACCAAUGUCAUCAACAAAAAAAGAGAAUUGCGAUCUUUGGGGCUGAAUGAUAACGAGACGCUGUCUUCAAUGUUGGAUGGUGCAAUCAGAGGAAGAAAAUUAUAUUGCAUAAACGAAGAUUGUUCUUGUCCUGCAUUUCGUCAUCUUCUUCUAAAUAAAUGCAAAAAGGAGAUUUUUGUACUUCAACCCCAUCACUUUGAACAACUGCCCCCACCAAAUCCUAUCAACCAACAAAGGAGCACACGACCACUGGAUGAGACUGGGAUUCAAACGGUCGUCAAGAAGAGGUUGUCAGAUCUGAGGAAGGAGAUUUCACUUUUGCCCGUCCUCAUUUACAACAACUAUUCCGUCAUCGUUGUAAAGCUGGCCGACUUUCCAGGCCUGACCACACCCCGUGCAAUAGUUCAACAUCUAGUGGACAAUUGGGAUAAGAAUAAGAUUGUUAUCUGGUCUUAUUUUGGUAAAGGAAUUGAAGGGACGGAUGAAACAAUUAACAUGCACCACAAGAAUGAUCCCAGCACUAGUUCCAUUAUGUCUGAGGUAGAAAAAGGAGUAAGGAUGGCUAUACAAAUCUCAUCAACAAGGGGAAAGUCAAAGGAGGAUGUGGGGGAGAAAGAGUCAUUCAUGAUAUAUGAGUCCAUACAGAAUGCAAAGAAGAAGAAACCAGGUGUUCGGGUAGCUUGUCUCAACCGACGUAUGGAGUGGGGUGGUUGGAGUCGACUUUCUCCUGAAAUCCAGUCCCUAGCAGAAGAAAGUGGUUCAAUAGGUAUCUCCCCUUUCUCUGCUGCACCUCAGGAUGAGACCCCACUAUGGGAGGAAGGGCAGUUCCAAUUCCCCAUCAACUUAAACCGGCAAUUGGACAACCAUGCCAUCAAGCUUGUCAAGGUGUCAGUCACUGAAAUAGAUGAAGACGACGAGGAGGAGGAAGAAGAGGAGUUUAUGUGAUUUAAAAGUUUACCGGUUUUUUAUUUGAACGAAUUGUUUGUUAAGGUACGUUGAGUAGUUGGAUGAAUUAAUUAGUGAAUAAACGUUAUUACUGUUAUCCACAAAUUCA
Folsomia candida is the source of this 2758-nucleotide messenger RNA. RefSeq lists its product as uncharacterized. The coding region runs from base 535 to 2649 and encodes 704 amino acids. The transcript is spliced from 11 exons. The record is from RefSeq and is a predicted model, not a curated record. Lineage: Eukaryota; Metazoa; Arthropoda; Collembola; Entomobryomorpha; Isotomidae.